AUGGCCACCUCCGCCGCCUCCUCGGAGCAUUUCGAGAAACUGCACGAGAUCUUCCGCGGCCUCCAUGAAGACCUACGAGGGGUGCCGGAGCGGCUCCUGGGGAUGGCAGGGACAGAAGAGAAGAAGAAGCUGAUCAGAGAUUUCGAUGAAAAGCAACAGGAAGCAAAUGAAACGCUGGCAGAAAUGGAAGAGGAACUACGUUACGCACCCCUAUCUUUCCGUAACCCUAUGAUGUCUAAGCUUCGAACCUACCGGAAGGACCUUGCUAAACUCCAUCGGGAAGUGAGAAGUACGCCUUUGACAGCCACUCCUGGGGCCCGAGGAGACAUGAAAUACGGUACAUACGCUGUGGAGAAUGAGCAUAUGAAUCGGCUACAGUCUCAAAGGACAUUGCUUCUGCAAGGCACUGACAGCCUGAACCGGGCCACCCAGAGUAUUGAGCGUUCUCAUCGUAUUGCUGCAGAGACUGACCAGAUUGGCUCAGAAAUCAUAGAAGAGCUGGGGGAGCAACGUGACCAGUUGGAACGCACCAAGAGUAGACUGGUAAAUACAAGUGAAAACUUGAGCAAAAGUCGGAAGAUUCUCCGCUCAAUGUCCAGAAAAGUGACAACCAACAAGCUGCUGCUUUCCAUUGUCAUCUUACUGGAGCUAGCCAUUCUGGGAGGCCUGGUUUAUUACAAAUUCUUUCGCAGGCAUUGA
Molecule: messenger RNA, 699 nt
Organism: Rangifer tarandus platyrhynchus (Svalbard reindeer)
Lineage: Eukaryota; Metazoa; Chordata; Mammalia; Artiodactyla; Cervidae
Source: the annotation of a GenBank genome assembly